GGCUUAGCCAGCCAUUACCAGCCCAACCUCAAUUCACAAACUCUAACGUACCUGGCUGUUGAUCUGAUCAAAACGGUGGUCCGGUCACGGUAAUAGUAGAGUAUCAUUCGCUGAAAAAUUGGCACCGGUUUCUCAGUCUACUUCGUGCUGGACCUGCCGGUUUCCGGUGGCAAUCCAUAAUAAUGCUUUGAAAAAUCUAAUUCAGUACGCGCCAAAUCUUCGUUCUAGACAAUCAAUUUGCUCUAACGAGCUGUUAAUUAGAGAUCAAGUUCAAAAUGGCGGUAGACGAUGCGCCAAUGGAUGAUAAAGCGAAGAGAAUGAGAGAUCUAUUAUCAAGCUUUUAUUCUCCGGAUCCUGCCAUUUUAUCCUCCAAUUCUUCGAAAUUCGCUUCGUUAGAUGCUAUUAAUACAGCCGCAUUCGAUGCCGAGCAGUACAUGAAUCUUCUGCUGCAAAAAUCGAAUUUGGAAGGGCUUUUACAUAAGCAUGUUGAAAUGGCAGCUGAGAUAAAGAAUCUGGACACUGAUUUGCAAAUGUUAGUUUAUGAAAAUUAUAACAAGUUCAUCAGUGCAACUGACACUAUCAAGAGGAUGAAGAAUAAUAUUGUAGGCAUGGAGACAAAUAUGGAGCAGCUUCUUGAGAAAAUUAUGUCGGUGCAGUCAAGAAGUGAUGGUGUAAACUCUAAUCUUUUUGAAAAGAGAGAACAUAUAGAGAAAUUGCAUCGCACUCGUAACCUUCUUCGUAAAGUUCAGUUCAUAUAUGAUCUACCAGCAAGACUAGGGAAAUGUAUUAAAUCCGAAGCAUAUGCUGAUGCAGUGAGGUUCUAUACUGGAGCAAUGCCAAUUUUUAAGGCAUAUGGAGAUUCAUCAUUCGAGGACUGUAAGCGAGCAUCUGAAGAAGCUAUGUCCACAGUUACUAAAAGUUUGCAGGGAAAAUUGUUCUCAGAUAAUGAAUCUAUACAAGCAAGGGCUGAGGCGGCAGUGCUUCUUAAGCAGUUAAAUUUUCCGGUGGACAGCUUAAAGGCUCAAUUGUUUGAAAAGUUAGAACAAUCUCUUCAGGACCUUGAGCUUAAGACUGGAGACAUACCCAAUGUGUUGGAGGAUUCUAAUGAUUCUUCAAAUUAUGCUAGUACAAAGCAUGCUUCCGUCCAUGAGUUCACAGAGGCUAUCAAAGCUUAUCGAGUCAUAUUUCCUGAUUUGGAGAAGCAACUGAUUAAACUAUCCCAAGACUUGAUUACCAAGCACUUUGAAAUCAUUGAAGAAUACAUAAAGGGCCGGAUUUCCGUUGCGAAAUUUCUGGAUGUUUUCCGAACUAUAUGGAGAGAUGUGCUCCUGUUGGAUGAAGUGUUGCACGAGGCUUAUCUUCCCGAUUACUCUUUGGAGGCCGCCCGUGGCGUUGUCAAGCAAUAUGUCGCAAGCUCAUUUUCUCGUCUUCUGCGUGAUAUCUCAGAUUCCCUCACUCUUAGUGCCGAUACCAAACAAAAAGAGGGAGCAGAAGAGGAUCCAUUGCAUAUUGCCCUGGAGGCCAGCAAAAAUGCAGUGCUUAAGGGAAGCAUGGAUGUCUUAAUGGAAUUUCGCGUACUUCUUGAUGACAGCUUAGGGUUACUUCUUAAAAUGAGAGACUUAAUUAUUGAUUGGGUUCAAGAAGGAUUUCAGGACUUCUUCAGGUCUUUGCAUAAGCGUUUCCUCUUACUUUCAGGGAGAAAUAAAUCAUUUAGUCAAGAUCAAUCUCUGACCGUAGGAAUGCCUGCUGACAAAGUGCCUGCUGGUCUUGUCCUGGUGCUGGCUCAACUUUCUGUUUUUGUUGAACAAACUGCCAUUCCAAGAAUAACUGAGGAAAUAGGUUCUUCUUUUUCUGGUGGUGGUGGUCGAGCUUAUGAAAAUGGGCCGGCUUUUGUUCCUGGUGAAUUUUGUCGAAUCUUUCGGUCAGCUGGUGAAAAAUUUCUUCAUCAUUAUAUGACAAUGAGAACUCAGAGAGUAUCAGUUCUCCUGAGGAAAAGAUUUGAAGCCCCAAACUGGGUCAAGCACAAGGAGCCAAGAGAAGUUCAUAUGUUUGUUGAUUUAUUUCUUCAAGAGUUGGAAUUGAUAGGUACUGAGGUGAAGCAGAUUUUACCUCAAGGAGUUCUUCGCAAGCAUCGCCGCUCAGAAAGUAAUGGAAGCACUGCUUCUUCACGCAGCAAUCCAUUCAGGGAGGAUAGAAUGGGUCGAUCAAGUACACAAAGAGCAAGGAGCCAGCUUUUAGAAACCCACCUAGCAAAAUUGUUCAAGCAAAAAGUGGAGAUUUUCACUAAAACUGAAUUUACACAGGAAUCUGUCGUAACCACUAUAGUAAAACUUUGCCUGAAAAGUUUGCAAGAAUUUGUCCGACUCCAGACCUUCAACAGGAGUGGAUUUCAGCAAAUUCAAUUGGAUAUUCAGUUCUUAAGGACUCCUUCCAAGGAUUUAUGUGAAGAUGAAGCAGCCAUUGAUUUUUUACUGGAUGAGGUGAUCGUGGGUGCUUCGGAACGUUGUCUUGAUCCUAUUCCGCUAGAGCCUCCCAUUUUGGAUAAACUAAUACAAGCAAAGUUGGCCAAAAAGAAAGAACACAAUGCGGUAACUCCAUAAUUAGGGACUGCGAGCCUAUGAGAAAUUUUAAAUGAAUAAUUUACCGGAAGAAUGGCUAAUAUGAGAAAUUUUAAAUGAAUAAUUUACCGGAAGAAUGGCUAACUUUGCAUGGUAAGAUGAUCUAAUUCAAUCCAAAAAGCCUCCGUGUUUUUACCGUGCCCUGAGUUGUGGAAAUAUAAGAGUCGUUAUUUGAAAGCCCGUGGAAUGACUGUCGAUAUACUUCAAUUGCAUGCCUGCACGGAAGAGAGCAUGCACUGAUUUAUUACAUUUUUGCUUUUUACUGUACUAGUUGCUUGUGCAAGUAAAGCUUUGAUGCUUCAAAUAUGGUGAUGUUAUUAUGUAGUAGCUUGUACACUUUUUGUAUAGAUUGGAUAAACAACAUGUAAAAGACAACAGCUUUAGUCAGAUGAUUCAAGUUUUCUUUUUC
Molecule: messenger RNA, 3027 nt
Organism: Mercurialis annua (annual mercury)
Lineage: Eukaryota; Viridiplantae; Streptophyta; Magnoliopsida; Malpighiales; Euphorbiaceae
Product: vacuolar protein sorting-associated protein 51 homolog
Exons: 20
Coding region: 276-2600 (774 amino acids)
Biological process (GO): Golgi vesicle transport; lysosomal transport; endocytic recycling
Cellular component (GO): EARP complex; membrane; GARP complex
Source: RefSeq, a predicted model, not a curated record